Messenger RNA from Microplitis mediator, 1845 nucleotides. Its product is annotated as cyclin-T1-like. Gene Ontology annotation, cellular component: cyclin/CDK positive transcription elongation factor complex; nucleus. Gene Ontology annotation, biological process: positive regulation of DNA-templated transcription, elongation; regulation of transcription by RNA polymerase II. The record is from RefSeq and is a predicted model, not a curated record. Gene Ontology annotation, molecular function: cyclin-dependent protein serine/threonine kinase activator activity. The transcript has a single exon. The coding region runs from base 1 to 1845 and encodes 614 amino acids. Lineage: Eukaryota; Metazoa; Arthropoda; Insecta; Hymenoptera; Braconidae.
AUGGCUCAAAAGUGGUAUUUCAACAAAGAAGAGUUGAAGAACUCUCCUAGUUCCAAGGAUGGCAUCAGCGCGGAGAAGGAGCUAGAUCACAAACAACAAGCCGCUUACCUUAUAACUGAUUUGGGCAAGCGGCUAAAGUUGUCAGAAGUCUGUGUGCACACUGCCAUUGUGUACAUGCACAGAUUUUUUAUUCACCAUUCAUUAGCCAAGUUUCACCGGUAUGAAAUUGCCACGGCAGCGAUUUUUCUGGCGGCAAAGGUGGAAGAAGAGCCACAAAAAUCGCAGGCGGUCAUCAGCGCUCUUCAUGUCUGCCUCAACAAAUACGAAGUUCACCAACUGGACACUACUUUUGCCGAGAACCAGGAGAAGGUCAAGGCACUAACUUCAAAUGAGCAACUUCUUCUGGGAACACUUGGAUUCAAGAUGGGGGUUAGUCACCCUCAUCAUUACAUCAAGAAAUUCUGUGGGGAAAUAAAAGCUUGCAAGGAAUUAUGCAAGAUUUUCCUGCAGAUGGCUAAUUACACUUUACAGAUGACGUCAAUGUGCGUGAAAUAUAAACCGGCAGUUGUGGCGUCAUUCUGUAUUUAUUUCACCAUCCAAUCAUCGCAGUGGAAGAUUCCCCAAGUCAUAGACGGGAAUCUUUGGUUUUGGCUCCUCGACACCAAAGUGACCUUCGAUUUACUGAUUAAGAUGGACAGGGAGUUCAAAGCGGUUUUAGAGAAAAUGUCACCCAGGAUAAAAAAAAUUAAUCCUCCGGCUCCUCUCAAAAACUUCGCUCUCAGCCCAUCUACAUUUGAGUUCUUACCAUCGGAAUACCAGAAAACCUACGCUGAACUCCAGGCCCACAUCCAAACGAAAGCAAGAGGAAGACCGCCAAAAGCGGAAGCUUGGAGCAAGGAUCGAACACCCUCGUCCAAUUCUAUACUAAAUUAUCUGUCUCCUGCGAGUUCUAAAAGAGGCAGGGAAGAAGACUCUUUCACCCACACACCUGCAGGGCAUCCGAAAAAGAAAAUUUCCAGGCAGGUUUUAUCUCCAACAAAUCAGGGUUCAUAUCCGGAUUCUAGUGGCUUAAAUUCUGCAAUAAGCAUGGAGUCAGCGAUCCUCAAGAAACUCGACGAGAUGAGUACAAGUACAGCAUCACAGCUAAAUUUGCUGAAAAAGGAAUUAAUGACCAAAAUUGAAGAUUCUCGCAAGGAGUCUACCAAGGAAUUCCAAGAAUUGAUAGAAAGCCUUAGGCAAGAAAAUUCUGAACUAAAAGAUACCGUUGGAUCCUUAGAAGCUCGUGUCAAAAUCCUAGAAUCCUCUUCAACCAACUGUAUAACCUCGCCGAAGGGAACUGUUCGCUCUUUGCACGAAGAGAUAGCUUCUGCUUCGGCAAACGCGGUUGAAAAGCAACUUCGUAAAAAUAAUAUUAUUGUCAAAGGUUUACAGGUGCAGGAUGGCGAUCCCUUCAAGACCCUAAGCAAUUACAUCCAAGUCAACUUGGGCAUCGCCAACUGUAUCACCAGCGCCACAGUGAUCGGUAAGAACAACGACAUGAUCAAGGCCACUAUACUGGACGGGACAACUAAGAAAGAAAUCAUGACCAAAAAGAACAAAUUAAAAUCAACGGUGUUCAUAAACCACGAUCUAACACCGCAAGAAAGUCUUAUCUCCAAGAAAUUAAGGGAUGAAUCUCGCCGCUUGAAACUCUCGAACAAAAAGGUUAAAACUAGUAACCUCAAGAUCACGGUAGACGGUAUUGACUAUACAUACGACCUACACUUAGAAGCUAUAGUCCCGCUUAAGCACAGUCCAUCCCAACAAUACACAAAUAAUGCUCCUUUUGCCAGGGAAAGCGCCUAA